Molecule: messenger RNA, 1916 nt
Organism: Gastrolobium bilobum
Lineage: Eukaryota; Viridiplantae; Streptophyta; Magnoliopsida; Fabales; Fabaceae
Product: ribulose bisphosphate carboxylase/oxygenase activase, chloroplastic
Exons: 12
Coding region: 142-1365 (407 amino acids)
Molecular function (GO): ATP binding; ATP hydrolysis activity
Source: RefSeq, a predicted model, not a curated record
UUAUUUGGAUUGGAUUUUGGAUGAGUGGAGCAGAGAACAGAGAUGUUAAGUGGCGGGGAAGGAUGGAAAGGAAGAGGGAAAGUGUAAUCUGCAUGCAUCUGCAUCUGCAUCUGCAUCUGCAGUAAAGUAAACUAGUCUCGGAUGGCGAAGUUGUUAUUAUCUUUAUGGCUUCCAAAUCCAAAGGUACAAUAUGGAGGAAGAUUGUGUGUUAAGUGUUGUGGCAGUGAUGAAGAGAAAGGGGAGAAGAAGAAGAGGUUGUCGAAGCAGUCGUCGUGGGAGGCGAAAGAUGCAGAGGGGAGAGACUAUCUGUACAGGCUUGGCAAAGAGGCUGAUAACAUGAACAUCGCCGUUGGCCAGCGUGCUGGCGUCAUCGAUGACCUUUUCGCCGGCAAUUUUCUCGGCAAAGAUUCGGACAUUGUGUUUGAUUAUCGUCAGAAAGUGACGAGGUCCUUUGAACACAUUCAGGGUGAUUAUUACAUCGCUCCUGUCUUCAUGGACAAAGUUGUAUGUCACAUUGUGAAGAACUAUGUUGCUCAUCUCCUCAAUACUAAAGUUCCUUUGAUUCUAGGUAUUUGGGGAGGAAAAGGGCAAGGGAAGUCAUUUCAAACAGAACUUAUAUUUCAGGCCAUGGGAAUUGAACCUGUAAUUAUGUCUGCUGGGGAACUAGAAUCAGAGAGAGCUGGAGAGCCAGGAAGAUUGAUUCGUGAACGCUAUAGAACAGCAUCUCUAGUGGUCCAGAAUCAAGGAAAAAUGAGCUGUUUGAUGAUCAAUGAUAUUGAUGCUGGUCUUGGUAGAUUUGGGAAUACUCAAAUGACAGUCAACAAUCAAAUUGUUGUUGGGACUCUUAUGAAUCUGUCAGACAAUCCUACAAGAGUAAGUGUUGGCCAAGAUUGGCGAGAAUCAGAUAUCACAAACAGAAUUCCAGUCAUUGUAACGGGGAAUGAUUUUUCAACUAUUUAUGCGCCACUUAUACGUGAUGGAAGGAUGGAUAAGUUUUACUGGCAACCUAACCAUGAAGAUAUCCUGAAUAUCGUUCACAGAAUGUACGAGAAAGAUGGCAUAUCUAGGGAUGAAGUUGAAAGAAUUGUGGACACUUUUCCUAAUCAAGCACUGGACUUUUAUGGAGCUUUAAGAUCACGUACAUAUGACAGUUCUAUUUUAAAGUGGAUUGAUGAUAUUGGAGGUGUUGAAAAUUUUGGAAGCAAAAUUCUCAAAAGAAGAAAGGACCUGAACCUUCCUGUAUUUAUUCCUCCUGAGCAAACAGUCGAUGCUUUACUCGAGUCUGGUUAUUCUUUGCUCAAAGAACAACAGUUGAUAAUGGAAACUAAACUUUCCAAGGAAUACAUGAAGAAUAUAGGAGACUAAUAUAAAGGAUGUUGUUGCUGUGGUGCAAGUCCUAAGGAACUAUGAUUGGGCUAGUUUGGAAUCCUUGUAAAGUUGCUCUAUCAUGGACGAGGUCCACUUUCGAACAGGGUGCUUCUCUUUACUGAUUUCCCUGUUUUUAUAACAUGCAUUAUUUAUCAGGAUAUAACCCAUUUUUAAGAUGAAAUGCAUGAAAUGUUAUCCAAGAAUAGUGUAAUGGUAUCUGCAAUGUAAUAAUACAUUGCGUGCUGAACUGCUGCACGAUAUUAUUAUUGUAAUAACAGUUCAGAAGCGAUAUAAUUAUUCUUUUAAUUUUAGCUACUAGUGUUCAAAUCCAGGUUUUAGUCUAGGAAAAAAACCACAGAUGGCUUCCAAUGAGCUGCACAAUUAUCUACAAGGUUUACCUUCAAUCAUCAACCCAACUAAGAUCCUAGUUGAUUCAUUAGUAAGUUGUCACUGAGCUGUGGUUUGUAAAAUGUAUUACUCAACAAAUUCUGAUUGAUUUUCUUCAUCCUCUUCCCUACUUAUUAAUUUUAUCUGUGAGAUACAAUCUA